Molecule: messenger RNA, 577 nt
Organism: Cercospora beticola
Lineage: Eukaryota; Fungi; Ascomycota; Dothideomycetes; Mycosphaerellales; Mycosphaerellaceae
Source: RefSeq, a predicted model, not a curated record
GCGAAAUACAGUACCAAUUCUUACUCUCUCAAACAGAAGCGAAUGCUGCGUAGUCAGCACAACUUCCUUCAAGCCACCGAUUAAGCGAACAAGGCACGUGGACGAGCGGCCUCAAAGGGAUAUAUACAAAAGACUUCGAAUUGAGCCAUCGAGCUCGCAGAAGGCAGACUAGCAGAAAUUCAGCACUCACCAAGACCUACCUCUAGCAACUCAAAGGCAUACUUCGCGUCCAAAAACAAACAUGACCGAUCGCAAAGACCCACCAGGCACCAUGGCCUCCGGAGGCUCAAGCUGGAACGACUCCGGUUUCGCUUUUGCACCCAAUACCAAUACACUCGACGCGCAAGCUAUGCCAUCUGAUCAAGCCGCCGCAGCACGCGUUAAAGCGGCAGAAGUCAUGGCUGCGUUGAAGAGCGGCGAACCUGGCGCCGCAAACAAAUUAAUGGGCGACAAUGAAGGGAAGAGCUCUGGCGGAGGUUUGACUGGUCUGGGAGGACCGAAUGGUUUCUUUCAGAAGCUGAGGAAGAAGAAGGCAGAGAAGGAGAGUAAGAAAGCGAAUGACGGGGUGGUGCGAUAG